CGUGGCAGACGCAGGAGACAGCAGCGGCUUCAGCAGCAGUGGAGAGGCACUUCCUGUGCAGAAGCUUGCAGCAGGAGCUAGCAGCAGCAGGAGAGGAGGAGGCAGGGGUGUGAGAGCCCAGGCAGCAGGCAGACACCCAGCCUGGAGGAAUCCCCCCUGCAGCUGAGACCAUGGGCCAGAAUGACCUAAUGAGCACGGCUGAGGACUUUGCAGACCAGUUCCUGAGAGUGACGAAGCAGUACCUUCCCCACGUGGCUCGUCUGUGCCUGAUCAGCACCUUCCUGGAGGAUGGGAUCCGCAUGUGGUUCCAGUGGAGCGAACAGAGGGAUUACAUUGAUGCCACGUGGAACUGUGGCUAUUUCCUGGCCUCCAUCUUUGUGUUCCUAAAUCUCUCUGGACAGCUGAGCGGCUGUAUCCUGGUGCUGAGUAGGAACUUUGUGCAGUAUGCCUGCUUCGGCUUGUUCGGAAUUAUAGCAUUACAGACCAUUGCUUACAGCAUUCUGUGGGAUCUGAAGUUCUUGAUGAGGAACCUUGCCCUUGGGGGAGGCUUGCUGCUGCUUUUGGCUGAGUCACGGUCGGAGGGGAAAAGCAUGUUUGCCGGUGUCCCCACCAUGCGGGAAAGCUCCCCCAAACAGUACAUGCAGCUGGGUGGACGUGUGCUACUGGUCCUCAUGUUCAUGACACUGCUACAUUUUGAUGUUAGCUUCUUUUCUAUUCUCCAGAACAUCGUGGGCACAGCCCUGAUUAUCUUAGUGGCGAUUGGCUUUAAGACCAAGCUGGCUGCCUUGACUCUGGUCAUCUGGCUGUUUGCCAUCAACAUCUACUUUAACGCCUUCUGGACCAUCCCAGCCUACAAGCCCAUGCAUGACUUCCUCAAGUACGACUUCUUCCAGACCAUGUCUGUCAUUGGAGGGCUUCUCCUGGUGGUGGCGCUGGGUCCUGGUGGCGUCUCCAUGGACGAGAAGAAAAAAGAGUGGUAACGGGAGCAGUGUAGCUUCUCGGGACACAACAGCUUAGGUCCAGGACUGAUUCUCUAUGGAGUCAACAAAAACUGCCGCCAUUUUACGUAUACCUGCCCCUCCCGUACCUUCCCCUGUUAAAGGCACAGAUGUCUUGAGAAUUUAAUUUACAGUGGCACCAGUAAUCUGAUAAUAGAUGAUAAAUCCUACUUCUUCGAGGAA
Molecule: messenger RNA, 1181 nt
Organism: Malaclemys terrapin pileata
Lineage: Eukaryota; Metazoa; Chordata; Testudines; Emydidae
Gene: SURF4
Product: surfeit 4
Exons: 6
Coding region: 171-980 (269 amino acids)
Biological process (GO): Golgi organization
Cellular component (GO): membrane; endoplasmic reticulum; endoplasmic reticulum-Golgi intermediate compartment
Source: RefSeq, a predicted model, not a curated record